This is a messenger RNA of Caenorhabditis briggsae, 507 nucleotides long. Bases 1 to 507 code for a protein of 168 amino acids. The transcript is spliced from 3 exons. NCBI's taxonomy places the organism in Eukaryota, Metazoa, Nematoda, Chromadorea, Rhabditida, Rhabditidae. The record is from RefSeq and is a predicted model, not a curated record.
AUGUCUGAGGAGAAAAGAUAUAUGCUAUCCUUGGAUAAGCCGGAUGGUACAAACUACGUGGUCCAUACAUUCACGAACGACGGAAAAUUAUGUAUUUAUUCCGCUGAUGAAUUAGCGAUGGAUUCGUUGAAAAAAUGGGAUCCAACCAACGAAAUACACGUUUUUGCGGCAGAUUUGAAGAAGAAGAAAAAAGGGAAUGGGAGGAAUAAACAUAAGGGACCGAAGCAUGACGACAAAUUCAAAUACAAACUGAUGGUUAAAAUUAUGAAAAAGAUUUUUGCCAAAAAAGAAGCAUACGAAUCGACUUUGGGAAAAUCGGAAAAAGAUGGAAUUAUAAAACAAGGAGCACAAUUUCUGAAGGAUCGGAUUCAAUCAAACAAAAAUCACUGGGUUUUUCCCUAUUUGUGGCUUCUGAUUCUGGCUCCAGUCUAUAUUCCAGUCAUCUGCUAUUUUGGUGCUCCAAUUUUUGACUUCAUCAUUCGCUUUUUCAAAGACAUUUUUGUUUGA